Molecule: messenger RNA, 2976 nt
Organism: Vitrella brassicaformis
Lineage: Eukaryota; Vitrellaceae
Source: the annotation of a GenBank genome assembly
CUAGUCGACAACUAUCCACGUGUUGCAUAAAGUCGUGCACUCGAAGGCGGAGUUCUGCGGGAUGUAAGCUGCGACGAAGGACACAGCGGCGGUCCUUUGUGAUCAUACCCAUUUGUGUGCCGUCCUACCAGCUGGGUUUGGCACCAAUGUGUCGGGUCCGACAUUCCCGAGGCUCUCCAGAUCCUCACAGCUCUACGAGCAGAACAAAAAAGAGAUUCAAACACCGUGAUGGUUCUCUGAUGACCUUCAGGCCCACCUGUACGUUCAGGCUUGCAUCGAUGCGCUCGUCAAAUCUAAGAUGCGGGUUGCCGUCCAAUCUGAUGUCCAGGCUGCCAACUCUCCCCCACCACCCGCCGACUCUGAGGUUCGGAGUGUCCGAAGAGUUCUGAACCUCAGAGAAUUGCAUGGGGAUGCCGAGAAAGUGUGUGUUGCGGGCGGCGGAUGGGUGAGCAGGGGUUGCCAGGGAGACAAGUGCGUUGGAGCUGAGCCAGACGGUGGUGAGAGACUUGAGUACGACCGCAGGGGAUAGCUUGAUGGCGCGGAUAGCAUUGCCGGAGAGCUCCAAGCGGCUCAGUUGCUGGAAGCCCUGCCAAUACGUUGGCACUCCGUCUGACAGCACAGAUACGCACACAGGGUACAUGCAUUCAUGCAUUCAUCCAGUCAUCCAUGCCUCUCUCUUCCUGCAGACCAUUAUCUUUGUCGAUCGCCCAAAGACUUCCCUCCUCCAGAGUCCCCGUCAGCCCACAGUUGCUGGCCUGCAAGAUCCGCAGCUUUGGAGCGUAGGCAAACGGUAGGAAGAAGGCGUUGACGUCCGCCUUUAGCAGAGGAUUUUCGCUGAUGUCCACGGAGGCGAGCUCCUCCCAAUUGGGGCCCUGGUCCAUGGACUCGAGCAUGACGCGCAAGUUGGCCAGCUGAGCGACGACGAAGUCGCCGUUGCGGAACCAGUCGGCGGGGUGUCUGCCCCAAGUGACCCACUCCUUGAUCCGGUUGUGGUCGAGCCUGAGGCUCUGCACAGACCCCAGAGACCGCCACGACCGUGAGAACUCCUUGAGGCUGUUACGGCUGGCUGACACCUCCUUCAACUCGCAGCAGGGCAGCUCGCCGUCGAAGUCUUCAAGUCGAUUUGAGGAAACAUCCAGGAACCUGCGUUUAUUAAUGGGUUCAUUCAUUCAUUCAUUCAUCGGGAGAGGGGCGGAGGUACGUACCUUAGAUUUGUGAGGUUCGUGAGUGGCGGGACGGCUCCCUCUAGGAGAUUCCCUCUCAGGUCGAGCUCCUCCAAUGCAGUCUAAACGCAGGAACAGCCAAACAAGCAGCCCAACCAACAAAAUAUACUAUAUAUUCAAAGCCAUUCAUCUAUUCAUUCAUCCAUUAAUCCAUCUGCCUCCAUCUGUCUUCACCAUUACCGCACCAGGUUGUUGAUAGUCGUGGGCAUACUGCCUUGGAGCUGGUUAUCUGCCAGCUUCAGCGACCGCAGUAACCGCAGAUUCCCCAGGGACGCGGGAAUCCUCCCAGCGAGGCCGUUCCCGCUCAGGUCCAGCGUUGUCAGGCUCGUCAAGUCCCCAAAGCACUCCGGGAUGCUGCCCUUAAGCCCCGCGCGAGCUAUGUUGAGGUCGUACAAGGACGUGAUGUCACAGAGGGCUUCGGGGAUGCCGCCUUCAAGGGAUGUGUCCUGCAGCUCAAUGAGUCCGAGGCUGGUCAGCUUCUUCCACUCGGGAGGAAUGUGCCCCGUGACGUUGCGGUUGCCCUGGAGCUUCACAGUCCACAGGACGGGGGACUGGCUGAGCCGCGGCAAAGGGCCUGACAACUGGUUGCCCUCCAGGUCGAGAGUCUUCAGCUUCGGCAGCUGGCUCUCAAUCAGAGGGAGCGGGCCAAAUAGUCUGGUGUACUUGAGCCGCAGGGUCACCAAGCUCUGCAUUGAGGCUAUAGACGGGUCCAGGGUGCCGGUGAUGGGCGUCCAAGAUAUCGACACGCGCUCCAGGGAGGUCAUGUUGUCGAAGGAGCGGGGAAGCGGCCCAUCGAACGAUGUCAGAUGUGCCAACGUCAGCAGAUUGAGCUUGGAGAGCAAUCCGAUAGACUCCGGCAGCCCCCCCUCCAGGUUGGGGCACUGGAAAGCCUCCAGACUGCGCAGCUCCGGCAGCCUGGUACCAAAGUCGUCAGGGAGCCGCCAUCGGAUUCGCAGAUUGCGGAGGAUGAGCCCUCUGAGUUCGGUCAGCUUGGUGACGGUGGGCGGCAUCUCGCCUUCGAGCUUGCUGAGUAGAGAGAGGUAGAGCCACCGCAUGUUCGUGAAGUUGCCGAUUUCUGGAGGAAUCUGCCCAAUGAAGUGGCAGUCUUCGAUGAAAAGAGCCAUGAUAGUCUUGAGGGAGAAGAGCUCGGGCGGCAUCUGCGCCUCAUCGACCCCACACGUCACCGCCUUGUCAUCAAAGCCCCUUGUGUGACAAACAAACAGCACAACCACGCAUCGUGUCGUGCUCAAUAGCGCGGGCCCCCGCCUGCUUACUUGACAAUCGUUCCGUAGCCCCUCCGGAAUGUCAGCAUGAGCCCCUCCUUUGGAUUGUCGUCGCCGACCUCAUCCCACCUAAUGCAGAAGGCCCACCCCAGAUCUGCCUGCUCGCAUAUCGACUUGCCCUCCUGCGGUCUGGGGAUUCCCAGCGCCUUGGCUAUCGCCACCAAAGCACCACGGUCCUCCUCACACUCGGGACAGUCAUCGCGGCCGUUGAGGAACAUGUAACCCGACCCCCCGGCCAGUCUCUGCCCACCCGCCGACGCCGAACCAGCCUCAUCGUCUUCACCGUCCUCUUGGAGAGCGCGGGACGGUGCCGCCGCAACAGAUGGGGACGCCGUGUCUGAUGAGUGCUGCCCACAGACGAUGGCGAGCGGGGAAACCAGGAGGAGGUACAAAACCAGCCGGAUUUGGUGGUGCUCCAUCAUCACAUCACGUCACCCCUCGUGACUCAAUUUUCGGGAUAGAGAGCUGGA